AUGCAGCACUGGGCCUGGGCCUUGGCCUGGGCCGCGGCCCUCCUCUGGCUGCAGCUCACACUCCUCCAGGGUGUCCGGGCACGGCGGCAGCCCAGCCAGUACAUGGAGCCCCCCAACAACACCACAUCCCACAGCGAGUGGCCGCCGGGCGCCCCCAAGGUCUCUGCCAGGCACAGUGGGAACAGGGUCCAAGAGGGCCUGGUGGUCAGCACGCCAGCCCUGUCCCCUGCCCUGCAGCCUUCCAAGGCCUCGAGACCUGAGUUCUCAGACGCCCACAUGACAUGGCUGAACUUCGUUAGGCGGCCCGACGACGGGGCCUUGAAGAAACGGUGCCGAGGCCGGGACAAGAAGUCGCAGGGUCUCUCAGGCCCCCCAGGGCCUCCUGGACCCCCUGGGCCCCCAGGGCCCCCUGGUGCAGAAGUCACCCCGGAGGUCCUGCUGCAGGAAUUUCAGGAAAUGCUGAAAGAAGCUGCCGAGCGGCGGUUCCCAGGGCUGCCAGGCCCGCUGCCGCCCCAGGGGCUGGGCCUGCGGCUGGUGGACGAGGCCUUUCACUGCCGGCUGCGCAGCCCCCAGCUGGUGGACAGGCGGACGCUGGUGGAGCUGCGCGGCUUCCAGGCCCCCACUGCCCAGGGCGACUUCCUGCGGGGGUCCGGCCUCAGCCUGUCCUCGGGCCGAUUCACAGCCCCGGUGUCUGGCAUCUUCCAGUUCUCUGCCAGCCUGCACGUGGACCACAGUGCGCUGCAGGGCAGGCCGCGGCCUCGGGCCCGGGGCACGGUGCGUGUGCUCAUCUGCAUCGAGUCCCUGUGCCAUCGCCAUGCGUCCCUGGAGGCCGUCUCAGGCCUGGAGAGUAACAGCAGGGUCUCCACGGCCCAGGUGCAGGGGCUGCUGCAGCUGCAGGCUGGACAGUAUGCUUCCGUGCUUGUGGACAACCGCUCUGGGGUGGUUCUCACCGUCCAGGGCGGCUCCAGCUUCUCCGGGCUACUCCUGGGCACGUGAGCCAUCACCGACUCAUCUCAGAGCACCCUGUUACUACCUGUGGUCACCCCAAUAAACAGCCCUCAGCCCUC
Molecule: messenger RNA, 1067 nt
Organism: Microcebus murinus (gray mouse lemur)
Lineage: Eukaryota; Metazoa; Chordata; Mammalia; Primates; Cheirogaleidae
Source: RefSeq, a predicted model, not a curated record